Messenger RNA from Papaver somniferum (opium poppy), 501 nucleotides. Its product is annotated as cytochrome P450 76C1-like. Bases 1 to 501 code for a protein of 166 amino acids. Lineage: Eukaryota; Viridiplantae; Streptophyta; Magnoliopsida; Ranunculales; Papaveraceae. The transcript has 2 exons. Gene Ontology annotation, molecular function: monooxygenase activity; iron ion binding; heme binding. The record is from RefSeq and is a predicted model, not a curated record.
AUGUUUCUGAUAAUGCUUAAUGUGGUUAUGAACAUGAUGUGGGGCGGUACAUUUAAUGAUGAAGAUAAGACUAGAAUCGACUUAGAAUUUCGGAAACGAGCUGAAGAAGUGCUGGACUAUUUAGGGAGAACUAAUAUUUCUGAUUUUCUUCCUGUUCUAGCGAGGUUCGAUUUACAAGGUGUAGAACAGGGAAUGAAAAAGCAAAUUUCGUGGUUAGACCCGUUUUUCGAAUCCAUGAUUGACAAGAGGAUGGAACUUGAUCAGGAGAUGAAACUAAAUGGAGAUCAAGAUGGCAGGAGGAGAUGUAUAGGUAUUCCUUUAGUGGAAAGGAUCAUACUUUAUGCAUUAGCUUCUCUUUUGCACUCAUUUGAAUGGAGAAUGCCAGAAGGUGUGGAGGUUGAUCUUUCAGAGAAAUUUGGUAUUGUUUUGAAGACAGGUACCCCACUAACUGCAAUCCCAGUGCCAAGAUUAUCUGAUUCAAACCUCUAUGCUCUAUGCUAA